Messenger RNA from Brassica rapa (field mustard), 528 nucleotides. Its product is annotated as putative cysteine-rich receptor-like protein kinase 39. NCBI's taxonomy places the organism in Eukaryota, Viridiplantae, Streptophyta, Magnoliopsida, Brassicales, Brassicaceae. The record is from RefSeq and is a predicted model, not a curated record. Gene Ontology annotation, biological process: protein phosphorylation. Gene Ontology annotation, cellular component: plasma membrane. Gene Ontology annotation, molecular function: ATP binding; protein serine/threonine kinase activity.
AUGAGAAAAUUCCCUAAUGUUAUUCUCUUCUCUUGCCUUCUUCUCCUUCUAACUUUUAUAGACGUUGAAGCAGGUUGUGAAGGCAGCUUAUUCGCCGUUAUCAGCACUUACAGCGAAAACCUAAACUCUCUUUUCUCUUCUCUUGCAAGUAAAGUCACCGCUAACGACGGCUUCUACAACACUUCAACCGGAGAAGGCCCCAACAAAGUUUACGGUCUUGCCCUUUUUGGACAAGGCUACAAGAAGCAAGGUUGUGCGAACUGCGUGGAGCAAGCGACAAUGACAAUGCUUCUGGCCUUGUACGAAUCAGAAUGCUGCUGUGACCUUGCCAUGAUACUCACUGCAAGUGCAACCAAUGAAUUUUCACCAGAAAAUAAGCUUGGUCAAGGUGGAUUUGGAACUGUCUACAAGGGGAUUUUAUCAAACGGGCAAGAGAUAGCGGUGAAGAGAUUAGUAAGUAGUUCAGGACAAGGAGAUACAAAGUUUAACAAUGAGGUUUUUACUGCUCUUGACAAGACUCCAACAUAA